Molecule: messenger RNA, 922 nt
Organism: Etheostoma cragini (Arkansas darter)
Lineage: Eukaryota; Metazoa; Chordata; Actinopteri; Perciformes; Percidae
Gene: mtpn
Product: myotrophin
Exons: 4
Coding region: 325-681 (118 amino acids)
Biological process (GO): regulation of barbed-end actin filament capping
Cellular component (GO): cytoplasm; nucleus
Molecular function (GO): protein binding
Source: RefSeq, a predicted model, not a curated record
ACUUCCGGGUAACGGAACCGGAAACACUUCUAGCUUGCAGAAAGGCGGAUCCCUCUCAGCUACUUUGCCUUUCAGAACUUCUUUUGAGCCUAUAUUUACCUGCCAUUCCUCGGCGGGUCACGCCAAAUACAACAAAAUCGUUUUUUUAAGUAUUAAAACGACUUUUUAUUCAGUAGAGUUCUAUAACUUUACACACCACGACGAGAGGAGGAGAUUUCAAGCUAUAGCUAGCUAGCUAACUUUAACGCACUAGCUUGCAUUUAACUUGACAACUGCCCUGCAGCAUAAUAGGGGAAGGAUCAACACCGGAGCAAACACAGGAAGAUGGGAGAUAAAGAAUUGAUGUGGGCAUUGAAGACCGGAGACCUCGAUGAGGUGGAAGCCAAACUGGUAACGGCUGAAGAUGUAAACCGGACCUUGGAAGGUGGGAGAAAGCCUCUGCACUAUGCUGCAGACUUUGGUCAGACAGAUGUGGUGGAGUACCUAAUUUCUAAGGGAGCAGAUAUUAAUGCUCCAGACAAACACGGGCUCACUCCACUGAUCUCUGCCUGUUUUGAGGGUCACACCUCCUGUGUCAAGGUCCUGCUAGAAAAGGGAGCUGACAAAGACCGAAAAGGACCGGACGGCAUCAGUGCCUUUGAAGCGGCCGAGGACGAUGCCAUAAAGGCUCUGCUCAAGUGAGACAGCACAGUGUUGGAGGUGGCUGGGCAGGUGGGUGAAUGGACAGACAGAUGGAUGCAGUGGUCCCCUGACAGAAGAUGGACUCGCCUCUUUUACCCUGAUCAACCUUUGUCUUACCACUGCUUUUGUCUGUUUGUUGGAGGGUCAUUGUGUCUGGUGAUUUUCCUUAACCUUGUUAUUUCCCCCCCCUCCCUCCCAAGUUUUUGGAAUAGAAUUUUCUCUUGUUUUGGCCUCUGUUUGU